AUGUCGUCAAACCAGCGCGCCGUGAUUCUUGCCAGUCUGAGAGGUCAGACAUUCCGCAUCCCUGAUCUCCAUGCAGUCUUUUCAGGAUGGCCACAAGAUACAAGCCGACAUUUGCCCAGCAUCGUGCCUGCCAUGGACAGCAUUCUUGACAGCAACGCAUGCAGCGACGCCAUGACCAAAAAAUUGAAGCAGGAAGAUCUUGCUACACUGACCGCGAGGUGGUGGCCAGUGGCAGACCUUGAAACCUUGCUUGAUCUAGCACAGUUUGUUGCCUGCAUUUUCUCAACAGAUGGCAUGAUCGAUCAGGCGUCAGGCCCGGGCAAAGACAAGACUCAAGCCUUCCAAGCCUUGCAUCGUAGCACUGACAAAUUUGUCGAGCAACGUCUUGACAUGUCUCGUGAUGCAAAGGUGCCCCGCUCUUCAGACUCAUUGAUCAACAGCUUUCGUGUGUUGAGCGGCUUGCUUCGUAAACGAUACACAAUCGAGCAGCAGAAGAUGUUCCUUGACGAAGCCAAGUUCACCAUGGAGAUGUUGAAUCUUCAGCAAAAGCUCCGGCUCGAUGGCAAGAUUCCAAGUCUUGCAGAGUACUGCACCUACCGUCAAGGUUCAUGCUGCAUUAAUGCCAUGGUCGCCCUGGUCGAGUAUGGUAACAGCCUGUGCAUCCCUGGCGAGGUCAUGAACAACCCAGACAUGAAGGUUCUCAAGAAAGAAGCCGUACAUGCAAAUUGGAUCACGAAUGAUAUUGUGUCAGUGAAGAAAGAGCUCGCUUCCGGCUUCGUUGAAAAUCUGGUGGUGCUUUGCGCAUCGGAUGGAAAUGCGCAGACUGGUGUCGACACUGCUGUGAAGCAUUUGCGGUCAUCGGUGGAGCGCUUUGAAGUCGCUGCGGCGAAGCUCGCUACAUAUUAUGCUGGCGAUAAAGCCCUCGCUGAAGACAUUGGCAAGUUCGUACAAGGAUGUCGAUGUAUGUGCAUGGGGAGCUACACUUGGAGUCUUACUUCGAAGAGAUAUGGUCUUGAGGAGAUGAAGCGAGAUGGUGCUGGCGGGUUGGUGGUUGUGGUUUGA
Endocarpon pusillum Z07020 is the source of this 1062-nucleotide messenger RNA. RefSeq lists its product as uncharacterized. NCBI's taxonomy places the organism in Eukaryota, Fungi, Ascomycota, Eurotiomycetes, Verrucariales, Verrucariaceae. The record is from RefSeq and is a predicted model, not a curated record. Bases 1 to 1062 code for a protein of 353 amino acids. The transcript has 7 exons.